GCGGAUCGCAUGGAGUGAUGGUCCCGCUGCAGCGCCAUGCAGGCCUCUUUCCUGUUCCUGGGCCGAGGUUGCUCCCGCCUCAAGGCGUUCACGUGGGCUGUCCCUCUGCUGGAACUCACUGGCCCCUCAGCUGCAGGAUUGACUUCUAAAGACUCUUCGUACAUGAGGAAGAAACCCGGAAGAGGAAAAGGAAAGUAAAGGAGUCAGGGAUGGCUCUUCCUCAGAUUCUAUCUCUUGUGACCGAGUGACAUGAACUUGGGAAGAGGCUGCACUGGGCAUGGUCCUGGGAAGGGCUCACACCCAGACAUGGAUGGAGACGAGGGUCUAUUGACAUUCAGGGAUGUGGCCAUAGAAUUCUCUCAGGAGGAGUGGAAAUGCCUGGACCCUGCUCAGAGGACUCUAUACAGGGACGUGAUGCUGGAGAAUUAUAGGAACCUGGUCUCCCUGGAUAUCUCUUCCAAAUGCAUGAUGAAGGAGGUCUCAUCAACAGCACAAGGCAAUACAGAGGUGAUCCACACAGGGACAUUGCAAAGACAUGAACGUCAUCACAUUGGAGAUUUUUGCUUCCAGGAAAUGGAGAAAGAUAUUCAUGAUUUUGAGUUUCAGUGGAAAGAAGAUGAAAGAAAUAGCCAUGAAGCACCCAUGACAGAAAUCAAAGAGUUGACGGGUAGUACAAACCGACAUGAUCAAAGGCAUGCUGAAAACAAGCCUAUUAAAGAUCAGCUUGGAUUAAGCUUUCAUUCACAUCUGCCUGAACUGCACAUAUUUCAGACCGAAGGGAAGAUUGAUAAUCAAGUUGGGAAGUCUAUCAACAAUGCUUCCUCGGUUUCAACAUCCCAAAGAAUUUCUUGUAGGCCUAAAACCCACACUUCUAAUAACUAUGGGAAUAAUUCCCUGAAUUCUUCAUUACUCACACAAAAACAGGAAGUACACAUGAGAGAAAAAUCUUUCCAAUGUAGUGAGAGUGGCAAAGCCUUUAAUUAUAGCUCAGUCUUAAGGAAACAUCAGAUAAUCCAUUUAGGAGAUAAACAAUAUAAAUGUGAUGUGUGUGGCAAGGUCUUUAAUCAAAAGCGAUACCUUGCAUGUCAUCGUAGAUGUCACACUGGUGAGAAACCUUACAAGUGUAAUGAUUGUGGCAAGACAUUCAGUCAGGAGUUAACCCUUACAUGCCAUCAUAGACUUCAUACUGGAGAGAAACAUUACAAGUGCAGUGAGUGUGGCAAGACCUUCAAUCGAAAUUCAGCCCUUGUAAUUCAUAAGGCAAUUCAUACUGGAGAGAAAUCUUACAAGUGUAAUGAAUGUGGCAAGACCUUCAGUCAAACGUCAUACCUUGUAUACCAUCGUAGACUUCAUACUGGAGAGAAACCUUACAAAUGUGAAGAAUGUGACAAAGCUUUCAGUUUCAAAUCAAACCUUGAAAGACAUAGGAAAAUUCAUACUGGAGAGAAACCUUACAAGUGUAAUGAAUGCAGCAGGACCUUUAGUCGGAAGUCAUCCCUUACACGCCAUCGUAGACUUCAUACUGGAGAGAAACCUUAUAAGUGUAAUGAUUGUGGUAAGACCUUCAGUCAGAUGUCAUCCCUUGUAUACCAUCGUAGACUUCAUACUGGAGAGAAACCUUAUAAAUGUGAAGAAUGUGAUGAAGCUUUCAGUUUCAAAUCAAACCUUGAAAGACAUCGGAGAAUUCAUACUGGAGAGAAACCUUACAAGUGUAAUGAUUGUGGAAAGACCUUCAGUCAGACAUCAUCCCUUGUAUACCAUCGUAGACUUCAUACUGGAGAGAAACCUUACAAAUGUGAAGAAUGUGAUGAAGCUUUCAGUUUCAAAUCAAACCUUGAAAGACAUAGGAUAAUUCAUACUGGAGAGAAACUUUACAAGUGUAAUGAAUGUGGCAAGACCUUUAGUCGGAAGUCAUCCCUUACACGCCAUCGUAGACUUCAUACUGGAGAGAAACCUUACCAGUGUAAUGAGUGUGGCAAAGCCUUUCGUGGGCAGUCAGCACUUAUUUACCAUCAAGCAAUCCAUGGUAUAGGGAAACUUUACAAAUGUAAUGAUUGUCACCAAGUGUUUAGUAAUGCUACAACCAUUGCAAAUCAUUGGAGACUCCAUAAUGAAGAGAGAUUGUACAAGUGUAAUAGAUGUGGCAAAUUUUUCAGACAUCGCUCAUACCUUGCAGUUCAUUGGCGAACUCAUAGUGGAGAGAAACCUUACAAAUGUGAAGAAUGUGAUGAAGCUUUCAGUUUCAAAUCAAACCUUCAAAGACAUAGGAGAAUUCAUACUGGAGAGAAACCUUACAGGUGUAAUGAAUGUGGCAAGACCUUUAGUCGGAAGUCAUACCUUACAUGCCAUCGUAGACUUCAUACUGGAGAGAAACCUUACAAGUGUAAUGAGUGUGGCAAGACCUUCGGUCGAAAUUCAGCCCUUGUAAUUCAUAAGGCAAUUCAUACUGGAGAGAAACCUUACAAGUGUAAUGAAUGUGGCAAGACCUUCAGUCAGAAGUCAUCCCUUACAUGCCAUCGUAGACUUCAUACUGGAGAGAAACCUUACAAAUGUGAAGAAUGUGACAAAGUUUUCAGUCGCAAAUCAAGCCUUGAAAAACACAGGAGAAUUCAUACUGGAGAGAAACCAUACAAAUGUAAGGUUUGUGACAAAGCUUUUGGGCGUGAUUCACACCUGGCACAACAUACUAGAAUUCACACUGGAGAGAAACCUUACAAGUGUAAUGAAUGUGGCAAGAACUUCCGUCACAAUUCAGCCCUUGUAAUUCAUAAGGCAAUUCAUAGUGGAGAGAAACCUUACAAGUGUAAUGAGUGUGGCAAGACCUUCCGUCACAAUUCAGCCCUUGAAAUUCAUAAGGCAAUUCACACUGGAGAAAAACCUUACAAGUGUAGUGAAUGUGGCAAGGUUUUUAAUCGAAAAGCAAACCUUUCACGUCAUCAUAGACUUCAUACUGGAGAGAAACCUUACAAGUGUAAUAAAUGUGGCAAGGUUUUUAAUCAACAAGCACACCUUGCAUGUCAUCAUAGAAUUCAUACUGGAGAGAAACCUUACAAGUGUAAUGAGUGUGGCAAAACCUUCCGUCACAAUUCAGUCCUUGUAAUUCAUAAGACAAUUCAUACUGGAGAGAAACCUUACAAGUGUAAUGAAUGUGGCAAGGUUUUUAAUCGAAAAGCAAAACUCGUACGUCAUCAUAGAAUUCAUACCGGAGAGAAACAUUAGAAAUGUGAAGAAUGUGACAAAGUUUACAGUUGUAAAUCAAGUCUUGAAAGACAGGAGAAUUCAUAAUGGAGAGAAAGCUUACAAAUGUAAGAGUUUGUGACAAGAAUCUCAGGAGUGAUUCACACCUGGCCCAACAAACUAGAAGUCACACUGGAGAGAAACCUUACAAGUAUACUGAGUGUGGCAGAGCCUUUAGUGGGCAGUCAACACUUAUUCACCAUCAGGCAAUCCAUGGUGUAGGGAAACUUUACAAAUGUAAUGAUUCUCACAGUCUUCAGUAACGCUACAACCAUUGCAAAUCAUUAGAGAAUCCAUAAUGAAGAGAGAUUUUAAAAGUGUAAUAAAUGUGGCAAAUUUUUCAGACAUUGUUCAUACUUUGCAGUUCAUCGGCGAACUCAUGCUGGAGAGAAACCUUACAAAUAUCAUGAUUGUGGCAGGGUCUUCAGUCAAGCUUCAUCUUAUGCAAAACAGGAAAAUUCAUACAGGAGACAAACUUCACAAGUAUGAUGAUUGCAGCAAAGCCUUUACUUCACGUUCACACCUAAUUAGACAUCAGAGAAUCCAUACUGGACAGAAAUCUUACAAAUGUCAUCAGUGUGGCAAGGUCUUCAGUCCGAGAUCACCCCUUGAGGAACAUCAGAAAAUUCAUUUUUGAGAUGAUUGUUCCAAAUGCAAUGAGUAUAGCAAACCAUCAUGAAUUAAUUGGCAUUAGAGUCAGUUCAGCAUUGACUUGAGUUUGAAUUGACUUAGCAUUGAGUUCAAGCAUUAAUUGACAUUAAACUGUUUAUGUUAAGAAGAUUGGAUCAGCAGGGUGGCUCACGCCUGUAAUCCCAGCACUCUGGGAGGCCAAGACCAGUAGAUCACUUGAGGUCAGGAGUUUGAGACCAGACUGGCCAACAGACAUGAGUCACUUUUCCCAGCCUGUAUUUUGUUUCUUUAAUAAAAACUGUUAGGAGUUUUUAUGGGUAUGUGUUGAAUCUAAAUCACGUUUGUAUAAUCAUUUAACAAUAUUAAGACUUCCAAUCCAUCAAUAUGGGUUGUAUGUCUUUAGUUUUUUUGAUCAAUGUAGAUUUCAAGGUACAAGCUUCUCACCUCCUUAAUUCAGUUUAUUUGUAAGUAUUGUUUCAUAGCAAAUUGAAGUGUGUUCAUAAGUUUCUUUAAACAUUAUUUAUUGUUAAUGUAAGGAAAUUCAACUAAUUUUGGGUGCUGAUUUUGUAUUCUGCAAAUACACUGAGUGGGUUUAUUAGUAUCAGUAAAAUCUUGGUUGAUUCUUUGUGA
Messenger RNA from Pongo pygmaeus (Bornean orangutan), 4497 nucleotides. Its product is annotated as zinc finger protein 845. Lineage: Eukaryota; Metazoa; Chordata; Mammalia; Primates; Hominidae. The record is from RefSeq and is a predicted model, not a curated record. Gene Ontology annotation, biological process: regulation of DNA-templated transcription. Bases 250 to 3219 code for a protein of 989 amino acids. The transcript is spliced from 6 exons.